Octopus sinensis (East Asian common octopus) is the source of this 5529-nucleotide messenger RNA. Its product is annotated as protein tyrosine phosphatase type IVA 2. Gene Ontology annotation, molecular function: protein tyrosine phosphatase activity. The record is from RefSeq and is a predicted model, not a curated record. Gene Ontology annotation, biological process: protein dephosphorylation. The coding region runs from base 767 to 1285 and encodes 172 amino acids. The transcript has 7 exons. NCBI's taxonomy places the organism in Eukaryota, Metazoa, Mollusca, Cephalopoda, Octopoda, Octopodidae. Gene Ontology annotation, cellular component: nucleus.
UCAUGUCCGUAAGAGUACGGUAGCCAUGUUUCCUCCUUAUCUGUGAGACUGCAAUCACUCCAGCCAAGUUGUUGUGUCGCUCUUCGUCUUCAGUUGUCUUGUCGGACAGCUUUUUGUUUAUUGGUGGAAAUCGCUGUAGAAGCGAAUAUACUAUAUUUGUUACGAUCAAUGUGCAGAAAUAUUCUGGAUUUGCUGGGAGGUAUUGUCGAAAAGACAGACAGCCCCUCUACACUAGCAUGGCCUCACCAUCUUUGCAGAUCAAUUAAGUUCUUUGGUGAAUUCGGUCAUACAUUUAUGGAGUUUGUGACCAACAGUGGAGAUUUCUGCCAGGCGCAACACGUGUAAUAGUGGUGUUAGUGCUGUGUUUCAAUUGAAGUGAAAACAAGUAAACUUCUAAAACAACUGGAGACAGUUUUGAAUCUGUUGCGCCUUCCAUCACGUAAAGUUUGCUGUUGAAGUGUUUGUGAUAGAAGAGUUUUUGGAUGGCGAUAGCUUGUGCUUUCAACGUACUCACUCUUCUCUCGUUUUACUGGAUAACUAAAGUUGAUGUACAGCUAGACAGCAGCUAGCUGGGGAGCGUAUCCAACUGACGAUCCUUAACCGCUACUAGGUGCUUAGAAACCAAAAACAGGUGCUCUUACUGAUCUGCCAAUUUUUGUGGUGGAUUUCUUUCAGUAACCACCAUUUUGGCAGGAUUGCAGAGCUGUUUGCUCUAAUUAAUUUUUCUUAUUGUCAAUUCCAUACAUCGACCAAACAAUAAAUUACCAUGAGAGCUACAAGGGCCAUAAAGCCUGAACCUGCUGAAAUUUCUCAUAAACAUAUGAGGUUUCUGAUAAUGGACCGGCCAACAGAUGGGACCUUGGAUAAAUUCAUUGAAGAACUAAAAUCUCGUGGUGCCAAAGAUGUGGUUAGAGUAUGUGAACCAACAUAUUCAACAGAGAAAUUAAAUUCAGAAGGAAUCAAGGUGUAUGAUUGGAAAUUUGAUGAUGGGAGCCACCCACCUAUGGAUGUGAUUGAUGAUUGGUUAAAUCUUUUAAAAGCACGUUUCAGAGAAGAUCCUGGCUGCUGCGUUGCUGUACACUGUGUAGCUGGACUUGGAAGGGCUCCUGUACUAGUAGCUCUAGCAUUGACAGAAUGUGGUAUGAAAUAUGAAGAUGCAGUGGCGCUGAUCAGAACUAAGCGCAGAGGUGCUAUCAAUGCAAAACAGCUGCAGUGGUUGGAGCAUUACCGUCCAAAGUCUCGCUUAAAGAUGAAGAAUUCUCACAAACGGUGCUGCAUCAACUGAGCAACUUGUGGAGUCCUGUCUGCUUGGCCUUUACUCACUAUAGAUUGGCACACAGUCCAAGAUAAUAAGGAAGCUAAGCUUGAAGUGAACAAUACACUUCAGGCAGCAUCAAUUUAGUCCCCACUCCUCACAAAUUUACAUCACAAGUCUUUCUUUUUAAAUGUAUCUAUUCCAAUCAUUUUUUUUCAUUAGUGUUCAUUUCUAUUGUUUAUUUAUUUUCUAAUAGUUUAUUCUUCAUUAACAUCUGUAUACUUUUAUUAUUUAAGGUUUAUGUUAGAAGAAAGAAACAAUAGUAAAAAAAAAUCACUUUAACUCAUCUCCCUCUGCUUAGUCUUUUAUUUUAUUUGCAGUGGUUUUGGGUUUCAAGGUUUUGUUUUCCUUUGUUUUUGAGAAAAAAAAUUGUCAUUUCAUGCAGAGGAAGUAAUUCAUUAUUCAUGUUUGUUGCUCUUUAAUCACUGCUGACCUUACAGGAAGUUGUAAUCUGAUAGGUCUGCAAUGAAUUUGUUUCCCUUCUCAUUCUAACAAAGUAAAGCAUAGCGCUGCAACAAUUGCCUGUAGGUUAAACAAUUAAAUUUCAUUCCCUUCCUUAUUGUUUGUUAAUAGUGUUAUUAUAAUUGGUUUGAAGCUGAUAUCCUUAACAUGAAAUGUAAUUGAUAUCAGUCUCUGUCUAGGCAAGUAUACUCAAAAUAAUCAUUGUUAAUGAACAAUGCAGUGUAAAAUCUCUAGCAGGAAAAGCUUUUAGAAGAGAAUUUGAUUUUUCUUAAAAUAAAUCUGUGCCCUUAACCAUUUUAUAAUAAAGACUUUUUCUUUGGUCUAUCUAAAUUUCACUUACUUUCAGGAAGUAUUUUUAACGAAUGCAUUUUGAUUUUUUGUUUUUGUGAAUUAUUGUGAAAUCAUAUGCUUACUUGAACAAUUAGCAAUGUUUAUUUAUUUUUUGUUUUAUUAUUUAUCCCUUUGCAAAUGAAAAAGUGAGCUAUAAAACAAAUUCUCAUGUACUUUGUCUGGAGAGAAAGCUAUAUUUCUUUAGUAGCAUAUCUCACUGAUUCUGUUGAGAGUAUUUUAUGUACAAUGCUGUUUCUGAUUAGUGCCUUUCUUUGAGUGCGUUUCCAUAUUGUAUAAAUAAAUAAGUUCAGAAUAAUGUUUCCAUAUUGUAAAGUGAAACAUACAGUAAGGUUCAGGAUAAUAAUGCCUUCUAAAAAGGAAAGGUCUUUUAUAAAAGUUCAGUCUAAACCGAUAAAAUUGUUGGUUGGAUGAGUACAGCCAACAGCAUCAAUUUUUAUGCAAUGAUGACUUUUAUAAAAAAGACGCACAAAAUCCAUAGUCUGCAGAUUUAGCAUGCAUUUCUAUUCUAAUUUGCAUGUUUCAUUCUUUCCCCUUUUUUUUAUAUAUAUUUUUUCUCAACUUUUUAUUUUAAAAAUUAGAAUGAAUUUGUUUCUUGAUGAAUUUUUUAUUUCUGAUAUCUUCAGUUUUGUACAUAUACAAAACUGAACAGUUAAUAUGCAAUAAUUUUUGUCUUAAUUCAGUGUUUCAUUCGAUUAUUAUUAGGGCAAUUAAAAUACAAGUGAAAAUUUCUCUUUCCCUCCCAUAACACACACUUCUAAUGGCAACUAAUCUUUACUGUAUAAAACUGUUGUAAAGAUCAGAACUAAUUUAUAUAAGUAUUUAAAUUUUUUCUCUAUAUUUUGUGGCUGUCCAUUUUGGGAGUGUAUAGGAAAGGAUGGGAUAUUGAAAUCUUCUGCAUACUAGGUAUAUAAAUUCUAAGUCUUUAGGCUAGAAUUGUUUGGAAGGGACAUGGUGAUAUGAGCUGCUAUGUAGGGAAGCAUCUUGUGGAUUCUUGUGUUACUAAUAUAUUAAUUUUUCUAAAAAAAGGAAAAAAACAAGAAAAUUAUUACUAUAUGAAUGGAAUUAAUUAGAUGCACAAAUAUCAGGUUCCUUCUAUUGGUUGUGAGAAAAAAAUAUAUAACUUCCUGCUUGAACAAACAAAUUUAAUAUUUAUUAGAUUUUCAUCUUAAAGAUAGCUUUAGAUUCAAUAUCUAAAUAUUUAUUUAUAAUGUUUAGAUUUGAAUCUGAAACAUCAAUUGCACUAAUUGGCAAUAAAACUUUUAAUUGGAUUAGACACUUUGACAGCUUAGUUUCCAACUCAAAAUUUUCUGUUGGUAUAUCUCUGUAAUGACAUGUUUUAAACUUAUCUUUUGAGAAUUUGUUUUUUAAAUUAUUGUAAGAUUGAUCUAGAUUUUAUUCAUGACAUCCUGCUGCUGUUACUUUCUACAUUUUUAGCCAAUUUUAUUGAUAAACCAUUGAAUGUUGAACACUGUUUUUUACCCCUCUCUUCACCCUCCUUGUUUGUUUGUUUCCCCCCCCCCCCCCGAACACUUCAAACUAUAAAUUAUUUUAAUUUUAUUGCCAAUUUAGAUAAUCCAACAUAGAAAUAUUAGCUAAUUCCAAAGCCUAAUUUUAACUUCUAAGGCAUGCUCUGAUAAGGAUUAUUGUGUGAUGAUUCAAGUUAUACAGUUAGGUUCAGAGCAUUUAAUAUAGAUGGGAGGGAGUACUCUGACAAAUUUCAUUGGUUUUGCUCAUUUAUUGUAAUAAAUUUUGAAAAGAGUAGUUUAAAGUGUUUCCCUACUUGAAUGUGUGAAAAUAUGGACAUGUAUGUAUGGUCUUGUAAAUAUAGCAGGGAAUAAAUGAAUUUUUGGAAGAUAAAAAUGCUUUUCUUUUUUCUCUUCAAUGUAAUCCCUUUUUUUCCUUCCAAUUUAGUUUAAUUUGUGAAUUAAACAUUUGCAUUGGUUAUUUAGAAAUAUUUUGUCUUAGUCUUCCAAAUUCUGGCUAAAAUCAAAAUUGUGCAAGUGGCACAGACACGGCUUCAUCAUGGUUUGGGGUUCAAUCUUACUAUGUGACACCUUGAGCAAGUAUUUUCUGCCAAAACCUCAGUCUUUAUGUAUGAUUUGGUUGAUAGAAACUGUAAAAGCCUGUCAUGUAUGUAUGUCAGCAAAGGAUGUAAACACCAGCAAGAAAGCCAUCGAACCAGUGUUCUUGAACAAUGUCUUUUUUGCGGGAUUUGUUCUACAUUGAGUUUAUAGUCAUUCUGUCUCAAAAACCAGUAAACUACUGAUUUAUCCGCGUUGAGCUUAUAUAGCCUCUUUGUCGGGAAAAUUGGCCCAUUGGAAGCCUGUAACUGAUGACACUAUUAUUGUUCAGCAAUUGCAAUAUAAAAUAAUUGAUAGUAUAACCAUGCUCUCUUUCACAGAUCUCUGGUUAACAUAGGCUUAUGUUUUGGGUUUUUUUUAAAAACUUUAUUAUUACUUUCUAAGUGUCAUGCAUUGAUUGUGAAAGCUUAAUUUUCAUGAUUUGUGUGAUUUGAAGAAAACAAAGCAGCCACAUUAUUGGCUUGCUUGCUUUCUUUACAAUUCUCCUCUCCCCACUUUGUAUGACUGUAUUCAUUUUAUUGUACAUAUUGUCAUCUUCUGUCUGGUGUGGAGGGUUGAAGAGUAAUAAAAUGAACAAAUGUAACAGAAGUGCAAGUUUUCCUUACAUUGGGGAAAAAAAAUUAAAUACAAAAACACAUUAUAAAAAAAUAUAUUAGUGUUAUUUUUAUUGGGCGCUAAGCCUUUAGGAUUUCCGUCUGACCAGCCAGGAAUUCAUUAUUGAAAACAAUGCAAUUCAUUCUCACAAGCGUUAUAUCCACAAUUUCACCUGCAGUUGUCAUUUUGGGAUCUAUAGGAGUGGCCUGCAUAGAACACUAUUGUAGUGCCUCAGAUCAACAUUUUUUUGACAAGGUGGCUGUCACAGAUAUUUUGCCGACAUUGACAAAGCAAAGAAGGAAAAAAAAAAUGAAAAACUGUUAUGAGAGAAUUUGAGAAAUAAAAGUUGUCAAAUAGAAAUCCAAUUAGUUUUGUUUUCUCUACAUUGCAAAUGUAUUCAUCUUGUCCACCAAAACAUACUAUGUACAACCAGGAAUUUGAUUUUUUUUUUUUUUUUUUUUUUUUUUUUCCUUCUUCAUGGGACAUCACUCAAUGUUUUAUUGUAACAAAUAAGUACUUUUUACCUUACAGAAUUCAUCUUGUUUUGAUUUUAUUAACUUUUCUAUCAUGAAUGAUUACUAUUAUUACAUAUAUAUUUUUCCCUGGCUAUUUAAUAAUCAAAAACUAAUUAUCAAUUGUAUGCUAAACUUUUCCCCUUUCACUCUCUUCAAAACUUUGUCUAGUGUUAAUCUUAAUACAGACAUGUUCUUACUGACAGUACUUGGA